Messenger RNA from Gaeumannomyces tritici R3-111a-1, 201 nucleotides. RefSeq lists its product as hypothetical. Lineage: Eukaryota; Fungi; Ascomycota; Sordariomycetes; Magnaporthales; Magnaporthaceae. The transcript has a single exon. Bases 1 to 201 code for a protein of 66 amino acids. The record is from RefSeq and is a predicted model, not a curated record.
AUGGCGCUCCCACCACCGCCCGCGGGCCUCGACCUGACCGAGACCAGAGUGCCCGAGAUCUAUGGCUCGCUGGUGCCAACAUGGAUCUUUGCCAUCAUCGCCGUCGGCCUCCGCGUCGCCGCCCGGCGGCUCCAGGCGAGCAAGCUGUUUCUGGAUGACUGGCUGGUGGCCAUCACUCUGGUACGUGUGUCCUCGGUUUAG